AUGCGCCGAAGCACUGCCCAAGCGGAGAUCCCUCUCCCCAUCACAUACACCCCAACUACACAUCGCAUCAGCAAAGCAAAGAAAGGCAAACGCGUCCACGCUUGCGAAUAUCCAGGAUGCAACAAAGUUUUCACCAGAGCAGAGCACAGAAGACGGCAUGAGUUGAACCACAACCCCGAGGCAUUGUUCCGAUGCGCCCACCUCAACUGCAAGAAAGCAUUCCACCGUCCCGACUUGCUCUCCCGCCACAUGGAAAGACAUGAGCUCGAAGCCCAGAUGGACCACACCGCACAAUGGCAGCGUCAGAACCGCACCUCUGUCAUGCCCGAGGCUUAUGUGCCCAAGUGUGCACCUGUCAACGCCCACGCGACUCCCUAUCUCACCGUCUCCCAGCCCCAGAAUGCAAUGUCCGUAGGAUCGCUCGUCGGGCCGGCUAUCCACCCAGAUUUCUCCAGCGAUUGCAGCUUGAUGUGGAAUGGAGUUGAUUUGCAGUCGGCACCCCACACCCCGUUGUACCAGGGCCCUCACAUUCACGAGUCCAUCGAGGACAGUCGCUUCUACGCUACCCCCGACACAUGCCCGUCUCCCGUCUCGGAUGGCUCGCUUUCAGUUCACUCUUACGCUCGAUCUUCCGUGGUGUCCACGCCCAUGACCACAGUUGAACCAUACCCCGAGAGCAUCAUUGAGCACGACUUGACCUCAUCGCCUAUCUCCAUGCAAUCGCGGAUGGGCUGCUGGGAACAGCAGGACAUCAGCCUGCCGUCCAUGAGCAUGAUGUCCAUGCCCCUCACCGAAGGUCUUCUUCAACCAACCCUUCAAUGCGCCUACCCCUCGCCGAGCUGGUCAACACACAGCCUGGGUUAUGACGAGCAUGUGCUACCACCCGCUGCCUUCCCCCCAAACAUGGGCUGGAAGUCAUGGACGAUGUGA
Aspergillus uvarum CBS 121591 is the source of this 930-nucleotide messenger RNA. RefSeq names its product C2H2 finger domain protein. The record is from RefSeq and is a predicted model, not a curated record. Gene Ontology annotation, biological process: regulation of transcription by RNA polymerase II. Bases 1 to 930 code for a protein of 309 amino acids. The transcript is spliced from 5 exons. Lineage: Eukaryota; Fungi; Ascomycota; Eurotiomycetes; Eurotiales; Aspergillaceae. Gene Ontology annotation, cellular component: chromatin. Gene Ontology annotation, molecular function: DNA-binding transcription factor activity, RNA polymerase II-specific; RNA polymerase II cis-regulatory region sequence-specific DNA binding.